AUGAGCUUGUCUAAGGCUUGGCUAGAAAUAACCGAAGACCCGAGAUGUAGUAACUAUCAAAAGGAAAAAACAUAUUGCUCUCGUAUUUACAACGUUUUCCUCAAGUUGGAAGAUCAAGAAGAUGGAUACCGUGAUGCCGAUGGUAUCGGCGCGAAGUGGCGUAAAAUGCGUCCUUUGAUUCAAAGUUUCAACCAAAUAUACACUCGCCUAAGUAACUCGCGUGUGCGCCAAAGUGGUUCCGACGAUGCGAUGCUCCAAGCAAACGCCCAAAAUGAAUUCCGAGUCGAACACAAGAAGGCGUUUCCUUAUCUUGCUAUUUGGCAAUUUUUAAGGAGUUCGAAAUUUCACACAGUCAUCGUCUUCGAUCCAUCUAAAACUCGUGGCCAACCGUCGGCUAAGCGGUCAAAAACCUCAUCCUCAAACGACCAUCAAAGUACCGGGUCGGACGCUCGGUGUCAAAUAAAUCUCAACGACAUUGAGGAAGACAACGAAGAGCCACAUGAAGAGGCCGAAGCGUUUCAACCACCACGACGACCGGUUGGCCGAGAUAGGGCCAAAAAAGCCGCCCAACCGUCUUCUAGCGGUGUACGAAUCGACUACACCGAAACGUUCGAAAAAGUGACCAAUAAGUUAGACGGCUUGUUGCAAACGAGCCAACAACGGAUCAACUUAAAAAAAGAACACGGGGACCGAAAGCUAAAGCUGAAAGAAAGUCGUCAAAAAGCACUUGAUUUGCAAAUAUUAACAACCGACACGACAAACCUUACUGGAGCCGAGCUCGCUUUAGCCGAGCAAAUGAAGCAAGAAAUUCGAGAAAAAUAUAACCUUUGUUGA
Messenger RNA from Helianthus annuus (common sunflower), 834 nucleotides. RefSeq lists its product as uncharacterized. NCBI's taxonomy places the organism in Eukaryota, Viridiplantae, Streptophyta, Magnoliopsida, Asterales, Asteraceae. The transcript has a single exon. The record is from RefSeq and is a predicted model, not a curated record. The coding region runs from base 1 to 834 and encodes 277 amino acids.